AUGGAGGAGAAUCAACAUCUCCUCCAACCACUUGUAUAUCCACCACCAAGCGCCACCGCUACCUCCUCCGUGGGGGUUGCCGCCACCACCACAACUACGCCACAAAGUCAUCAUGACAUCGAGGACGAUGAAACGAAUUCGAGCAUCCUUUUCCGGUUUGUUUUUAUGGCUUUCAUUGGCUUAGUCUCAAUAUGGGCAAACCAUGAAGCCUCUAAAGGUUUUGCCAUAACUAUUGUUAAUGACGCCGAAGCCGACAGUAUUCCGGCGAAGCGUUUCUCUCUCUUCUACAUGUCAAACGACGAAGCCACGCGUAUAAUCAUCAAGGCAAGCGAAAUUGCAGAAAAUUUUCUUUAUCCCAAUGAUAUGCAGGAUAAGAAGAAAGUCAACCGUGUUACACUUAAGCUCACCGGCCGGGAUCUUUCCUUCCCCGUGGUGGUUAACUCCAGCAAGGAACAUGAGUUCGUACUUCACUUGAGUCCUUCGACUAUGGAAGAGCAAAAUUUCAAACAUGCCAUGUUAUUAGCAUUGCAUCAAGGUGUGGCACGUAUAUGGUUAUGGGACGGUCAAGGUAACUCUCCACACAAUCUUAUAAAUGGUGUUGUAGAGUACAUUACUAGCAACUUGAGUGCUUCCAGCACAAAGUCAAACCCCAGCAAGGUCGAACCAUCAGCUUCCACCACUGCGUGUUGGAAGCACGAUGACGUUAAAGUGGUGGCGGAAUUCUUGAAUUACUGUGAACGCAGCCGGACGGGGUUUAUUAGAAGAUUAAACCAAGCAAUGAAAGAGGGCUGGCAUGAGGGAAAAUUGGACACUGCAUUGGGCAUGCCAGCUCAGAAUCUCUGUGCAAGACACAAUUAUUCAAAGUAA
Molecule: messenger RNA, 867 nt
Organism: Fraxinus pennsylvanica
Lineage: Eukaryota; Viridiplantae; Streptophyta; Magnoliopsida; Lamiales; Oleaceae
Source: the annotation of a GenBank genome assembly